AUGGCAUUGUUACACUCUGCUCAUGCUCUUUCCAUUCCUGUCAGGCUGGGAAUUGACUUUGUUGCGCGGACUCACUCGUUCUUCUGGAGUAUCCAACACUCCUUGUGCAGUUUGGAAUGCGCCUUUCUUCUCAGUCGCUGGUUGCUUGCCAUCCCUGCCACACAAUCGGAGCAAAGGCUAUCAGAGCAUGAGCGCAAGCUUCUUCUGUGGAUCAAGAGCAUGAUGGAUGAAACCGACAUGGCUGUUGACCCACCGGGAGCGCCGGACUUGGAGUUCAUGACGAACCCGUACAAAGUGCGCCAGCUGAGUGUAGCAAUUGUUCGUGUCUGGGCCCGGACCUUCAAAGGAAAUACCAGCUGGGCUAUUGUUGAUCUUGUUGGGUCAAGUUUGAAUGAUUACGCCGAUCUUCUGGAGUGCUGA
Molecule: messenger RNA, 420 nt
Organism: Penicillium macrosclerotiorum
Lineage: Eukaryota; Fungi; Ascomycota; Eurotiomycetes; Eurotiales; Aspergillaceae
Exons: 1
Coding region: 1-420 (139 amino acids)
Biological process (GO): regulation of transcription by RNA polymerase II
Cellular component (GO): chromatin
Molecular function (GO): RNA polymerase II cis-regulatory region sequence-specific DNA binding; DNA-binding transcription factor activity, RNA polymerase II-specific
Source: RefSeq, a predicted model, not a curated record